Molecule: messenger RNA, 564 nt
Organism: Aspergillus sclerotioniger CBS 115572
Lineage: Eukaryota; Fungi; Ascomycota; Eurotiomycetes; Eurotiales; Aspergillaceae
Exons: 1
Coding region: 1-564 (187 amino acids)
Source: RefSeq, a predicted model, not a curated record
AUGCAACCACUGGCGACAUUCGGCCCUCAUAACCACGACUGGCCUGCAUUCUGCCACGUAUGCGGAGACGCUAUAAUUCUAUACGAUCCAGAACUAUACGAAGAAUGUUGCCCGGAAUUGCAAUGUCGCCUGGAAGAAGAUGACUAUGUGUCUGGUCACCUAUCUGAGCUGGAGAAUAUGCACAUUCGCCAUUCUGACAUAUGGAGAGGUCUAUAUCGAGCAGGUAAGCAGCUCCCAAUUCCCAAAGCCGUUAUGGAUCAAGCCGACUGGACAGUUUGUUAUUCCCACGACGACGUUUAUCUCACAGGGGUUGGCGUUCACAUGCCGCCAGAUUAUGGGGUUUGGGCGGUCCUGCGAAACAGGAAUGAGUUUUGGAUCGGACCCCCGAGCACAGAUCCGGAGAAGUUCGUCGAGGGUUAUGAUGUAGAACUUGGGGAUAGUCCUCCGAGUUUCGAGGAUUCAAGUCCAUAUGGCUACCUGAUACAUGAGCGUUGUUGGGCAACGGCGACUCGGUUCCUGAAUAUCGAUCUGAUAUUGGCAAAUUUGGAUCUGUUUGUCAAAUAG